This is a messenger RNA of Hyaena hyaena (striped hyena), 2302 nucleotides long. It is a transcript of the gene PLEKHG7, whose product is annotated as pleckstrin homology and RhoGEF domain containing G7. Gene Ontology annotation, biological process: Rho protein signal transduction. Lineage: Eukaryota; Metazoa; Chordata; Mammalia; Carnivora; Hyaenidae. The record is from RefSeq and is a predicted model, not a curated record.
AUGGAGCCACCCUGCCCAGAGGUGCAGAUAAGAGGCUGCAGGGCCUCUCCUCAGUUCCCCCUAAGGAGUCUGUCAAGGAAGCACUGUGAGAACCGGGAGAAUCUUCUCCACUUUGACCAGCAAGCCCCAGACUGCAUCUCUACCUCUCCCACUUACAGGAGAUUAAGGGGCAAUGGCUGUGGGACUUGACAUUCACUGCCUCAGCAAGAGACCUUGGACGUGCCCACCAGGAAGGAGCCUGGAAGCGGUAAGGACCCUGCGGGCUCUCCAUGUUACCUCUCCAGGAGUCUACCUGAGCCCAAGAAUUCUUCACACUCCCCAUUGCCCUUGAUGCUCCAACCAAGAUUACCUCCAGAUCCCCAAAGGGCCCUCAACACACCUGGCUGUUUGAACUUCUUCCCCUGUCUACGGCCAUACCACCCUACGCAUGCAAUCUCAUUUGAGCCCCUUCCCCUGCUUCAGCCCAUCAGUGGGGAGUCUCUUUCCCAGGCCUCUCUUCCCCAAAGAGGCCACUCACCACCCAGCCUUGCCCUAUGGCCUCCUGGUCCUCAGUCAAUACAGCAAGGAGCCUCCUGCGCUCAUUCGGAGCGCUGCAAAGGACAUGAUUUGAUGGUUCUCCUGGUAGGUCUGAAACUGUCUCUGGUGCAGCCGUUCCUGGGCUCCUUCCUCAUAGAAAUGGAGGCAGGGCCCAUUACUAGUCAGCAGCGCAAAUACAAACGCAAGCAUAUCCCUGAUCUGAACAAGUGCCUGUCCUCCGUGAAGAUUACAGACUUCGAGGACCUCAAGUUCUGUUGCCAUAAGGAUAAAACCUGAAAUGAAGUCACGGAAACAUAUCCAAAACUUCCUACUGAUCAAUUAGACUUGAGAAAGCAGUAAGAGGCAGUGUGGGAACUCUUCAUGCGUGAAUGCACUGAUUUCUUGGACCAUUUAUCAGUUCCUAAGAAGAUCAUCAUGAAUACAUUAAAAUAUCUACAAGCUCAUGAGCAUCUCCUGGAUGUAGAUUUAUGGAGACUCUUUGCAAACCUAGAAGACUUAGGUCAGACAAGCUUCGGUUUUGUGAACCAUGUUUCUGGUAUCAUCAAGGACUCUGCUGAGCCUUUUGAGACCUCACUACUGAUGGACUUCCUCUCCGUGCUCACAAAGCUUUUCCGAGGCAGCCUCUGUGAGAGCAACCAGACUUUCUGCCCGAACUACUUAGUCACUGCCUUUUAUCUUGAGAGCCUGGGGCAAAGAGAUGGCUUCGGAAUGUAUUUAAGAUGGUGUGUGCAAUAUGAACAGUGAGGAUGCCUCCACCUGAUGCUGCUGGCUCUGCUGCACAGGCUGACUCGGUGCCACUUGUUGCCAAAGAAUAUCUGGAAACGGAGUAGAGACUCCAUGGAGAAAAUCAUGGUCUAUGCCAUCAGGGAAAAGGAGGAGAGGUCAAUCAGGGACCUUGAGGGAAAAGUGAAGUGGCCUGACAAUCACCAAAAAUGUAGACAUCUACACGAGAUUAUAGUGUGGCCUCCACUUUGGGAUGGAGACCAAAGGCUUUUCAUCCCAGAGGUACAAAAAGGAUCAGUUAGGGCUCCUGGCCCUCCCCAGGAGUUUGACACUUUUAAAGAACACAUGGCAGAAAACAUCUUGUCACCAACGAACAGACACCUUCUCUCUGAAGGAAAAUUAACUCUUGCAGAAAGCACAAGACUCCUAGAUGUUUAUAUGUUUCUCUCUGAUGAUUUCCUCUUAGUUACAAAACCUAAUUGCAAUGAAAAGAAACUUGGAAGCUCAGGCCCUGGUUUACUGUGUCCUUCCUUCACUUACUGCUGAGCUGCAGUAAUAAAAGAGGGUGGUUCAUGUACGGUACUUAAUCAGCCCAUUCCACGAGAUAGAUAGGUGGUCCAAUGUAUUGAUCCACUCCACGUGUCUGUGUUUGGGCUGAGAAAACCUUUCCUUGUACAACAGGAAAACAGGUAUCGACAGUGUAUAGCAGCGUUCUUAUUGCAAACCCAAAGAGAAAAUAUUAAAAUAUGCAUCUCAAAAACAUGGAUGGCACAAAUAACAGCAGCAAUCUCUUGCUUCAUCAAGAAUCAGGAAACCAAGAAAAUAUCUUUGUUUACAUUGCCUGCAGAUUCUUCUGAAAUGUAGACACCUAAACCAAGUGGUGCAUUUUUUAGACAUUAGGAAUAAGGGAAAGACUGAGUAAAUUAACAUCAAGAUGUAAAGCAGCUAAAGAAUACACUAGAUGCAAAGAACUAUUAGUAUUCCCAGUUCAUCACAGCACCAUUCACAAUAGCCAAGUGGGAAAACCCUUAAUGUCCAUCAA